This is a messenger RNA of Durusdinium trenchii, 801 nucleotides long. Lineage: Eukaryota; Dinophyceae; Suessiales; Symbiodiniaceae. The record is from the annotation of a GenBank genome assembly.
AUGGGAGUUGCAUCGAGAUGGGGAACAGGUACCAAAAGCCGCUGCUUCUCUAUGAUGGAAUGCAGUAUGGCCAUCUUCUUCCAGACGAGCCUUCGCGUGCCUUCGGCCAGGCCGGUGUCCUCCUACUUGAGGUGGAGGUAUUCUGCGACCAGAGGAGGUACCAAGCGCUUCGUGAUGUGGCUCAAUGACCGAGCCCGUUGUCAACCCUGCCACCUGUUUUGGAAGUUUGUCACCUUCGUCCUUCCGGCUGAUUAUCCGCUAAAGAUCGUGCGGACUGAUAAAUACCUGGAGUACUCUGAGAUUGUGGACGAUUUUCGCGCCAUGGUGGCCUUGCCACAUGGAAACGUGAUGCAGAUGAUGUUCUAUGAGGCUUCGAACAUGGGUCUACCAGUUCUCUUGCCCGACUUGCGCUUGAUGUCCCGGCAGCCGUACCUGUGGUGGUCGGAGCGGGUGGCUGGCAGUGGGCACAGUCCAGAGCACCUCCACAGCUUCGCAGACCCACCGCAGCCGCUGGGCGUCGUCGAGCGGCCUCACCCAGUGCCGUUCCUGGUCACGACGAUGGAGAGGGGUGCAGAGUACCUUAAGGCGCUUCUCUACUGGAUGCGGAUCCUGGAUUAUUUUCAUUGGGACUGGGCGCUUCACUUUGAAUCGGUACCUCAUAUGCUAGAGCUCCUGUUGCAAGAUGAGAAGCUCUACGCAUCAUCUUCAAAGUCCAGGGCCUUCAACCAGCGCGAAAAAGAACAAAGCCUCCACUUCUGGCGAGAUGGUCUUAGUCGACUCCUAGGAAUCACAGCUGAAUGA